AUGUUGAAUGUUUGGACCCCAAUAUUGCAGAGAUUCGAUGCUACAAGCAAAACGCUACAGUCAAAAGAUAUAAAUUUAUCUAUUGUUGUUUCAUUAUAUGAAUCGUUAGAAUUAUAUGUACAAGAUUAUAGAAAACUAUUUGAUGACAUUUUAAAUAAAUCUAAAGAACUCUGUGGAAAAUUAACAUUUUCAUGGGAAAAAUCAAGAGUUAUAAAGAAGAAAAGACAUUUUGAUGAUUCAAAUUCUGUGGAUACUGUACAUCAUGGAGAGGAUAAAAUGAAGAAUGAUACUUUUUAUGUUAUAAUUGACACUUUAUCUUCGAAUUUAUGUGAAAGAAAAAAAGCAUAUAUAAAUGUCCAUUCAAAUUUUGGAUUCUUAAGUAAUUUAACUAAUUUAGAUUCUUUGACACUGCGAAGGAAGGAAUUGCAUAUUGUAAAUAUAUACAACGAAGAUAUAGACACAUCAUUUAUUGAAGAAAUAGUCCAAUUUAAAAAAAUUGCUAUUUCAUUUUCAAAAGAAGAUUUAACAAUAAAUGGUUUAUUCACAAAAUUAUCUAAUUCCCCUUUGGCAUUAACUUUUCCUAAUGUUUUAAUUAUCUUAAGGAUAUAUGCAUGUAUGCCAUGUUCCAACGCAAGUGGUGAGAGAUCAUUCUCUGUUCUCAGAAGAAUUAAAAAUUACCUACGAUCAACACUUUCACAAGAAAAAACGUCUUCCUUGACACUAUUAUGUAUUGAAAAUGAUAUUCUCAGAAAUAUAGACUGGUCAGAUACAAUUCAAAAAUUUUUAUCAGUAAAAAUACGUAAGAAAAACUUUAAAUAA
Macrosiphum euphorbiae (potato aphid) is the source of this 819-nucleotide messenger RNA. Lineage: Eukaryota; Metazoa; Arthropoda; Insecta; Hemiptera; Aphididae. The record is from the annotation of a GenBank genome assembly.